Molecule: messenger RNA, 2403 nt
Organism: Anoplopoma fimbria (sablefish)
Lineage: Eukaryota; Metazoa; Chordata; Actinopteri; Perciformes; Anoplopomatidae
Product: integral membrane protein 2A-like
Exons: 6
Coding region: 342-1088 (248 amino acids)
Biological process (GO): negative regulation of amyloid precursor protein biosynthetic process
Cellular component (GO): extracellular exosome; Golgi apparatus; plasma membrane
Molecular function (GO): amyloid-beta binding
Source: RefSeq, a predicted model, not a curated record
CCAGAGAGACAAUCACUGAGCCCAUGAAUGGUUUCAGUGGUCACCGUCAAACCAGCAAAAAAAAGACUCGUUUUAAUUUAACCCAGGCGUCAGCUGUUCAUAAAAAACAUAUCAUGUAACUUGAAGUUAUAAAAAGUCGUUUUCCCAGCUUCCGUUUCGGAUGUUAAUCCCCUCCAGCCACCGGAAGCUCGAGAUAAAGCCGAGGCUGCAAACUGCGUCACAGAGUAAAAAAAACAAAAAAACAAAAACACCAGCCUGCAGCCCAGCACCGACAGCCUAGUCUUCCACUCUUCUACUUGCACAAGAAACCCGAGCUGACGUGUUUCUUCCCCACUGCAGCCAUGGUGAAGAUUGCGUUUAACUCGGCUCUGGCGCAGAAGGCGCUGGGCAAAGAGGUGCCGGCCGACGUGAAGGAUCCUGAGUUGGCCUCUGCUCCAGCGGGCAACGAGGGCUCCACAGGUCGCUGUCUGCUCACCCUGCUGGGCAUCGCCUUCAUCCUCAGCGGGCUCAUCGUCGGAGGAGCAUGUCUCUAUCGAUAUUUCACCCCAAAGAGGCUGUAUCACGGUGCGAUGCAGUUCAGCGACGUGUCAGCCGGAGCUGGAGGAGAGAACCAGCCGUACUACCUGCCCCGGGUGGAGGAGGAGGUGGAGAUCUCUGACAGCAUGGCCGUCAUCAGCGUCCCACCUCCCCGCUUCAGACCCGGGGACCCUGCUUACAUCCUCCAUGACUUCAACAGGAAGCUGACAGCAUAUCUGGACCUGACUCUGAGGACCUGCUUUGUGAUUCCUCUGAACACCUCGGUGGUGCUCCCCCCUCAGGACCUCAUCGACCUCUUCUCCCAGCUGAUGUCCGGCUCUUACCGCAGCUACUUGGUGCACGAGGACCUGGUGGUGACGGAGCGUAUCGAUGAUAUCAAGCCUCUGGGCUUCUACAUCCGCCGACUGUGUGAUGGGAAGGAUACAUACAGGAUGCAGCGCCGCUCCAGCCUCCCAGGUGGAGGCAUCCAUAAGCGCUCUGCGGACGAAUGCUUCACCAUCCACCACUUCGCGAACAAGUUCGUGACGGAGACCAGGAUCUGCAAGGCUUGAUGGGAAAGCACAAACAUGGGUCAGGGAGUGAGUGAGAGCGAGUGAGAGCGAGUAGUAGUGUAGAGAGAGAGAGAGAGAGAGAGUAGAAGAUAGUGAAAGAUAGAGAGAGUAGAAGAUAGAGAGAGAGAGAGAAAGAUAGAGAGAGUAGGAGUGAUAAGUGGGCGAAGGAAGGAACAGCUUUCAGCAGAAAGUUACUUUUGUAUAAAACCCUUAACUGCAGUUUUUGCCUCCCUCGCUUUAAACCCCAGUGAUGAGUGAAUUUAAGUUCCAGCAUUAUAUAGCCUAACCCCCCUCCCCUGAACCUGUAUAAGUCAUAGCUCUCUCUCGCUCAAGUAUUCAAUAGUUAGUCUUGUACUAAUAACGAGCAUCAGCCUGCUUACUAACCGUGUACUAAGUUUCAUUUGUUUUGUUGGUUUCUGUUCUGUUGCCGUAGCUUCCUGCUGAAUUAUCUUAUCGUCGUUACUGUAUUACACCCACCGCUCUGAAAACCCUAGUGAAACUGAGAAGUCGUUCAUAUCAGACCUGUCUGUUUGUCAGCCUACUGUUCCCACUCUUUAGGGGUUUCUCGAACAACAAGACAUACUAAAUGUUAACAGUGGGAUGAAGCACAAAUCACCCAGGAAAUGUAAGGCACGGUACAGUUACGGUACAAGUGUAACACAGUUGUCCGAGUCCGUUAUGGAAGGUGCCAGAGAUGCUCGAGCUCUGUCACCCUUUUUGUAGAUAUUUCCCAGAGUGCCCCGCUGCUCCCAGAGGCCUCUGCUGUCCUGCUAUGUGAUGAUUUUUAUGUAAUAGAUGGUGAGCAGUCCAGCACCCUAUAUGACUUGUUUGUGUAGAAACACUAAUUUGUGACAAUAAACUUGGAAGGACGCUAAAGGGAAGUUUCACCAAAUUUGAAAACAUUAUUCUUUCUGUCAGAGUUUUUUAUUUAAAUUUGUAUUUAUGGAUCUGAACUGCAGCUUACCGUAGGUGGCUUUGCAGAACUCUAUAUAUUUGAAAUUGUCAAGGGAACAAAAUGUUUGUUAAAAAUCCUUCAGUGAAUCUGCAUAAAGCAAUCUUUUAUUUAUUUUGAAAGCCCUUAAGGAAAAGCUUGAAAGUAUGAAAUAAAAAUGGCCUUUUGCCAAAUAACUUCGAGUGGUUUUCAGUGGUUACCCACUCAAUGCCUGCACAGAAAGACAAUCAGACAGGAAGUGUGUGUAUAAAAAUGUGUCUCUGUCUAACAAAUACUAGAAGUUUAGAUAAAAAACAAUGUUGUGUGCAGCUACUGAAACAAAUUCACUUUGUCGCUGAAUAAAGUUACAUUUCUUUACCUACU